GGAGAGCUGGAAGAGCCUGGGGACCUCGAGGAGCUCGAGGCGUUAGAGGAGGAGGAGGAGGAGGUGGUGGAAGACGAGGCCAUGGGGAGCGGGGCCAGCGCCGAGGACAAGGAGAUGGCCAAGAGGUCCAAGGAGCUGGAGAAGAAGCUCCAGGAGGACGCGGAUAAGGAGGCCAAGACAGUCAAGUUGCUUCUCUUGGGUGCUGGUGAAUCAGGCAAGAGCACCAUCGUGAAGCAGAUGAAGAUCAUCCACCAGGAUGGUUACACACCUGAGGAGUGCAUGGAGUUCAAGGCCAUCAUCUACGGUAACAUCCUGCAGUCCAUCCUGGCCAUCAUCCGCGCCAUGUCCACGCUGGGCAUCGACUACGCCGAGUCGUCCCGUGCGGACGAUGGGCGGCAGCUCUUCAACCUGGCUGACUCCAUCGAGGAGGGCACGAUGCCCCCCGAGCUGGUGGACUGCAUCAAGAAGCUGUGGAAGGAUGGGGGGGUCCAGGCUUGCUUCGACCGCGCCGCCGAGUACCAGCUCAAUGACUCGGCCGCGUAUUACCUGAACCAGCUGGACAGGAUCACGGCCCCCGACUACCUGCCCAAUGAGCAGGAUGUGCUGAGGUCCAGGGUGAAGACCACGGGCAUCAUCGAGACCAAGUUCUCCGUCAAAGAUCUCAAUUUCAGGAUGUUUGACGUGGGAGGGCAGAGAUCAGAGCGCAAGAAGUGGAUCCACUGCUUCGAGGGGGUGACCUGCAUCAUCUUCUGCGGGGCACUGAGCGCCUACGACAUGGUGCUGGUGGAGGACGAUGAAGUGAACCGCAUGCACGAGUCCCUGCACCUAUUCAACAGUAUAUGCAACCACAAGUUCUUUGCCGCCACAUCCAUCAUCCUCUUCCUCAACAAGAAGGACCUUUUUGAGGAGAAGAUCAAGAAAGUCCAUCUCAGCAUCUGCUUCCCCGAAUACGACGGUCCCAACACGUUUGAGGACGCAGGGAAUUACAUCAAGACCCAGUUCCUGGAUCUCAACAUGCGGAAGGACGUGAAGGAGAUCUACAGCCACAUGACCUGUGCCACAGACACGCAGAACGUCAAGUUCGUCUUCGACGCCGUCACGGACGUCAUCAUCAAGGAGAACCUCAAGGACUGUGGCCUCUUCUGAGCAG
Messenger RNA from Nestor notabilis (Kea), 1150 nucleotides. RefSeq names its product guanine nucleotide binding protein (G protein), alpha transducing activity polypeptide 2 (gene GNAT2). The record is from RefSeq and is a predicted model, not a curated record. Gene Ontology annotation, molecular function: G protein-coupled receptor binding; GTPase activity; G-protein beta/gamma-subunit complex binding. Gene Ontology annotation, biological process: detection of chemical stimulus involved in sensory perception of bitter taste; adenylate cyclase-modulating G protein-coupled receptor signaling pathway. NCBI's taxonomy places the organism in Eukaryota, Metazoa, Chordata, Aves, Psittaciformes, Psittacidae. Bases 82 to 1146 code for a protein of 354 amino acids. The transcript has 8 exons. Gene Ontology annotation, cellular component: photoreceptor inner segment; heterotrimeric G-protein complex; photoreceptor outer segment.